Molecule: messenger RNA, 609 nt
Organism: Penicillium mononematosum
Lineage: Eukaryota; Fungi; Ascomycota; Eurotiomycetes; Eurotiales; Aspergillaceae
Product: LURP-one-related/scramblase family protein
Exons: 2
Coding region: 1-609 (202 amino acids)
Source: RefSeq, a predicted model, not a curated record
AUGGGUAUCCUGGGCCACCGCAACCUCGACCCUGUCGCCGAACCUAUCGCCCUAUUCGAACAAUAUGUCUCGAGGGAGCCGCAGACAAUAGUCCUAAGAGAAAAGGUAUUCUCCAUUUCUGGAGACAGCUUCGAAAUCAAAUUUGCCAAUGGGGCGCCGCUUAUAAAAGUGCGCGGAGCCUGGAUGUCACUUUCUGGUCGCAAGAAGGUCGAGGACGCCCAGGGAAAUCACCUAUUUGAUAUUGUCAAGGAGCAUCUGCAUAUCCACACGACGUAUGCGCUCGAAGACACCCAUCACAAGAAGAUGUGUGAGGUGAAGAGUAGUCUUGCGUUGCUCGGCUCCAAGGCCACUGCCACUUUCACUGAUAGUCGCGGUAAAGCGGUGGCUCUUAAGAUGAAAGGAGGCUGGUAUGAUCAAAGUGCUGAUAUUGUCGAUGAUAAGAGCGGCCAAACAGUGGCUCGCAUUGACCGGAAACUGCUCAGCGGCCGCGACCUUGUGUUUGGUCAGCAGACGUACGCCGUUGUUAUUGCACCUGGUGUGGACGCGGCACUGAUUGCUGCCUUGUGUAUAUGUUUUGAUGAGAAGAAUAACGAGCCAAGCGGCCAGUAG